Molecule: messenger RNA, 1218 nt
Organism: Schizophyllum commune H4-8
Lineage: Eukaryota; Fungi; Basidiomycota; Agaricomycetes; Agaricales; Schizophyllaceae
Exons: 2
Coding region: 1-1218 (405 amino acids)
Biological process (GO): glycosphingolipid biosynthetic process
Molecular function (GO): hexosyltransferase activity
Source: RefSeq, a predicted model, not a curated record
AUGGGCCGCUUCUGGCGCUCACUUAUCCUCCUGGGCUUGCCCCUACUCCUCCUCCUCUUCGGCCUCUACUUCUACGAGCCGCACAUCGAGAUUGCGUUCUACAGCAGGCGCUGGGUCGCACGCGAGAUCGAAGAGCUGGCCCCGCUCGGUGGCUGUUUCUCCGCGGACCGCCCGAGCAGCGGCUACAACAUCUCCCAGCACGUCUACGGCGCAAAGAAGACGGAGAUACAUGCGGGGCUGCCCAUGCGCGUCGGUCUCGACUGCUACAACUUCGCUGGGACGAUCGAGGGUCCAACAAUGUACGACCUGCUCGAUCUUAGCGUGGGUACCCUCCCCGUCGAUCAGCGUACCCAGUACCACACUUACUGGCGCGCCGACCUCGCCCCCUUCGGCCAGCGCCAGGAAUGGAUGCUCAAGUCGUUCUUCGCGACGCAGAACAUUGCCCGCACGCGUCUCGUGCUCUGGUCGAACGGGGACCUCUCACACAACCCCAUCCUCCAGAAGUACGUGCGCAGCUUCCCAAACGCGUUCGCGAUACAGCGGAUCGAUAUUCCGGGGCUGGCGAAGGGCACGGAGCUCGACGGCGUGCUGCCACUGCUGCAGACGCGCGACGACAAGGCGUGGAUCGACGGCGACCUCAUCAGACUUCUCGUGCUGUGGAACUACGGAGGCGUGUGGGUGGACAUGGACUCGUUGCUCACGCGCGAUCUCGAGCCGCUGCUCGAGCACGAGUUCGUCACGCAAUGGGACUGUUAUGACAAACCGUAUACUCCGUUCAACGGCGCUCUCAUGCGCUUCCGCCGACAUUCCCCCUACAUCUGCGAAGCAUUCCACAUAAUGGCCACUUCGCCCCCGCCACGGCCCAAGUCUACCGACUGGGGCUCCCUGCUCUACUUCAAGCUAUGGCGCCGACUGGUCGCAGUCGGCAUUCCGCCCUUCAAGGUCCUCCCCUUCUGCUUCACCGAGGGCCGCAGCUGUCGCCUAGACACGCGAUUACCGGAUCCCUUCGUAACCGAUGCGGAUAACAGAAGGGGAGUAAAGCCGCUGAUGGGGCUGGACAUGGACGACGGCGGGGACCUCGACCUCAUAUUGACGAGGAAAAUAUUCGGCAUCCACCUGCAUAACCAGUGGGAAAAGCUCUUCCCGCCAGGCGGCUGGGUGGAGCGCUUGCUACUGAAGAAGUACGACGAGCGGCUGAAUGGGGUCAUGAACACAUAG